This is a messenger RNA of Cloeon dipterum, 1686 nucleotides long. It is a transcript of the gene Polr3E, whose product is annotated as RNA polymerase III subunit E. The record is from RefSeq and is a predicted model, not a curated record. Lineage: Eukaryota; Metazoa; Arthropoda; Insecta; Ephemeroptera; Baetidae. The coding region runs from base 105 to 1517 and encodes 470 amino acids. The transcript is spliced from 9 exons. Gene Ontology annotation, biological process: tRNA transcription by RNA polymerase III. Gene Ontology annotation, cellular component: RNA polymerase III complex; nucleus.
UUUUACAGUGCAUGUGACUGCAUGGUGCCUGCAGCUUGGAUAAGCUUGCUUGGACUGUGCUGCUGAAGGCCUGAUUUUCUCCAAUUAGGACUGUUUCUGGAGCCAUGUUCGAGCAAAAGUCGCCCCCGCAUUCAUUCACGAAUGGAGUGGAGGAAGAUGAUCCCGUUGUUCAAAGGAUUCCAGUCCAUCUUUCCAAGGGAUCUGCAGGUCAGCUAUUCCUGUUCGAGUCCAGCCCUAACGUUUUGAUAAACAAUCUGGACGGUGACAGAAUCGUGAAGUCCCGGAUAAAGCCAAAGCAGCAAAAGGUCGAGCUGCACCUGAAACUGGACGUUGAAAGCAGCAAUUUCAACAGAGAUUUGGCUCGAAAACUCGCCAGUGGAGCUCCAAAGACCAGUGUUGAUGCCUCAAAAAACCUCGUUGAGACGCAAAUAUUGACGUCUUCACUGGCGGUGCCGCAAAAUCCUGAGAGAUUCGCAAUCGCAGUCGCACAAAGCGACGGCAUACACCUGAAUCCACUCUCAGGAAUCGUCUACUUGAAACCUUCCUUCGGAUACCUGGACACCACCACGAAAAAAAGGGAGCAGAAAGAAGGCGGCCCGCCCACUGUGGAGGCAGCAAAACCAGUGACGGUCAAGUUUUCUCGGCAGAGCGCCAAGCAGCUCAAGUCGAACCAGGUUAAAGCCGACCAGCAGAAAAUGCAGGAGGAAGAGCCGUGGUGCGAUACCGAGUUCUUCGAUUCCACCCACAUUAAUUCAAUUAGAGAAAGAGAAAAGCUGAACUGCGACCAGACAGACCAAGAUGUGAGCAACUUCUUUUGCGAGACUGCCGAGUCGUAUUUGCCCGUGUUGUGUCCGUCGCAGCCGAACGAAAUCUCGGACGAAGUGAAAGCGGACAGUAUUUUGUCCGCGAACGAACUGAGCAAACUCCCCUUGAACGAACAGAUUAAGGAGAGAAUGAAGCAAAUGCAUCUGACAAAAUUCUCAAGACUGAAACGCCUGCUGGGCGGCUCGUACUCAGAGCAGGAAAUCAUCUCUGGAUUAUGCAGAGUUGCAGAUUUAAUCAAAGGAAAUUGGGUUUUGAAAAGCUCUCUGCUCUUCGAUAAAGAGUUCACAAGCAUCAGAGGAGUCUGUGGGGAUAGACUUGCAGCGGCCAGAGACAAAAUCCUGCUGACUUUCAAAACAAAUGACGCCGUGAUUUGCAAGAAAUUAGCCAAAAUGACGAAGAUCCCGGCCGAUGACGUCAUUGAGAUAUUGAAGAAAAUCGCCGACAAAAUCUACAAAGUUGGGUGGAAGUUCAAGUUGGAGGAAGACACCCAGUUUUUGAAUAGCUAUCCAGAAAUAGCUGACAAGCAGAAAAUGCAUUUCGACACGAGGAUUCGGCACCAGGAAAAAAAGGAAGAGGAAGAGGCGGCCGAGGCCAAAGUGGCCGCGAAGAAAGCCAAACUUCAAACUGGACGGCAAAGAAAAAACAGUACGCGCUCGAGAAAAGACUCGCAGUGCUCCGACAUCGGCUCCUAGCACUCCGUGCCUAAACAAAUUUAAAAAAAGCGCAAAAAUUAGGAUGCCUUACAUAAUUUCUGCUAAAAUCUUAUGCGAAUCGGUGACAACUGUUAUAAAUCUCUAUACCAGACAGAAUUCCAUCUGUGGCAAAUUAAAACUAGUUGAAUAACAAUCGUUUUAAGUAACA